Messenger RNA from Homarus americanus (American lobster), 2447 nucleotides. RefSeq lists its product as uncharacterized. The transcript is spliced from 8 exons. Gene Ontology annotation, molecular function: protein binding. The coding region runs from base 100 to 1248 and encodes 382 amino acids. The record is from RefSeq and is a predicted model, not a curated record. NCBI's taxonomy places the organism in Eukaryota, Metazoa, Arthropoda, Malacostraca, Decapoda, Nephropidae.
GACAUUUGGAUGUGUUUACUGGAAAGUGUUACUUCAUGGCAUGCAACCUGAGGAAACUGACUCAUAAUAAGAGAAGAAGCGCUGUAGACACUAGUGAAGAUGGAGUCCGUGUUAUAUAGUGUCUUUGUGUUGUGUUUGUAUAUUCAGAGUUUGGUGUGUGCAGGGGGCUACGAGACCUAUCACCUUGAAUCCAUGGGUCUGUGCAAACAUGAUAAAGAGGAGGCUUCCAUAUUCAUUAAACCUUGGAAGGCAGCUAUACUAAAGGUUGGGUACUUAAUAGACAGUAACGGUACUCCAUCUAGUCACAAAAUCCACAAAUGCAAGAUUAAUGUAAACACAGCGGACGAUUUUGGCCUAGCAGCUGUGAUAGAACAUAUGAAGAUCCAGGGAACACACGACAAGCUAACUCAUGGCUGGGUGUGUCAGAAGGACUAUAUUAAGCUCAGCACAUCUGGGACACAUAUUGUGUCGAAGCUUUUAAGUAUUUUUUCUGGGGAGCGUAUCAAGAGCAAGACAACGCAAGAGUUGUGUGGGACACGUAAACAAAAUCAGCACUUUUCAGAAGUUGGUUCAAGUGCAAAUGUAUUGUCUACUGUGGCCAACAACUUGGAGGUAUUGUUUCACCAGGGCCAGAGCAAUAGGUACUCAGUAAAUAAUUCCUUCACCGUUGUCAUCACAUCAUUUAAGCAUACAAAAGAUGAUGUGUUUACAGAGGUUUGCCAAGGGAAGUACAUGUGCACCGGCAAUAAGAACUACUGUAUCGACCCAGAAUAUGUGUGUGACCAACAUUACAACUGUGCAUUUCCAUCUGGUGGGGGAGAUGAAGUACAGUGUACAGAUAAACCAGUGCCUUAUCCCAUAUUCUCCACAACAACAACCAUCAUCACUACGUUGGCAGGCAUUGUUGGUGCGGGCCUCGUUGUCUGCUGCAUCUUCACAAUCAUCAUGAAAGUCAGGUCUCGGAAUUCCUCACCUUCAGGAACCUCUGUACCGCAAACUGGAUUAUCACCAAUUACCUCUGUACCUGCACUCCAGCGGCAACAUACACUUCCACCAUAUGAGGCAGUUGUCAUGUCUGAUGCAAGCCAGAGCUGGAAGAACAAUGCUCCUACACACUCUGAGGUGGGAGAGAUCCCCCCCAGUUACCACAUGCUCUACCCAGAAGGUCCACCCAAGGAUUUGCAAACUGAAACUGCCCAUACUGGUGAACAAAAAGAUACACAACCCUGUGCACCACCCUAUAGUUAAAAUUGCUAAAAUUUGUUUUAAAGCUUUUCUAAAGAGCUCAUAAAUUUCUAUACCUGUAGUGGGAAAGCUCAAGUUAUCAAAGUUGAUGCAAGUCCAUAAUUAAUUGUUUGGGUAUUCAAAUUCAAAACUGAGGUAAGUAUAAUUUUUUCCAACUUCCAUUUUAUAUAAAAGUCAUUAACCCUUAGGCCCUGGGUGACGUUCCAGAACGUCCGCCUAUUUUCCCGCCAUUUUAUUCUUUAUUUUUUUAUUUUAUUUAUUUCUUAUUUAUUUUUUUUAAUUAAUUUUGGAAAUGUUGAUUUAUUUCUCGAUUUAUCCCCGCAUGGGGGGUACUGCCAGCAGCACCCUAACCCGGGGCUUAAGGGUUAAGAAGAAUGCAAUAAUGAUGUUUUAAAAGAAAAUUUGAUUACUUAUUGAAAAGACAUACACAUCACUGACAAGUAAAUAAAUGACUUUAUAUCAUAGUUUUAUGUGAAGAGACAACUCACUCUGUAUUUUGAUACUGGUAUUCAAUAAGUUUUUAUUCAAAUUGUAAUUACUGACAUUUCCUUUUGGUUAAUAGUGAAAUGAUAGUGGUUUACACUAAUAAUUAUGGACAAUUUGGGAUGGAAUGUUUUAAGAAAUUAUGUAUCUACAGUAAUACUUUGGGAUCAGGAUAUCCACUAAGAUGUUUACACUAUAAGUGUUCUUUAUCUGAAGAGGCUGUCUUUAAAACAUUUAUGACAGCAGACAGCAUGAACCAACAGCACCUAAAUUAACAAUCAUAAGUUAUUUUUAAGGUUAAGUAGCAUUAUGUUUGUUUAUUAAAUGUCACAAAUGCUUUAUCACAGUUCCUUCCCUGGAUACCCAAGAAAGAUAAUUACCAUUGCAGAGUGAUGCUUAACCCUUAAAUGGCAGUAUCAUCAAUGAAAUUUAACUGUAGGGAUAGUGGCCAUCAUCUUUAGAAGUUUCAUGUUCCUUGGGUUCAAUUUUUGCACAUAAGUGGGGGGCUGACUAGGGAAUCCUUCGCUGCCUGAUAAAGGUUAUAAGAUUUUAUAAGCAGUAGGUAGAAUUUAUAUAGAGGGAUUAUGUUAUUAAUUAAAGCUUCCAGCGUAAAAGAUAUGAAUGGGUGUGCAGUAUGUAGGUGAACAGAAAGAACAAAUGGAAGAUUUUGUCUCAGGCUGUACUGUACUGAGAUAGGGUGUACUACAGUAAUAUAUAUA